AUGACCUCCAUGGUGUUCAUUGAAAAUACAACAUUUAUUCACCCCCCAACAUUUUACAUCAAUGGAUUGUACAACAUGCAACAUGCAAAGUAUUACUAUGCAUUUUUAUGUUUUGUGUACGCUGUGACUGUUUUAGGGAAUUCUUUUAUAAUGGGCACUAUAUUUCUGGCACGUACUCUGCAUACAGCAAAGUAUAUAGCUGUCUUUAACUUGGCCUUUUCUGAUCUGUGUGGAAGCUCUGCUCUUAUUCCAAAGUAUGCAUACAUGUUUCUGCUUGAGAACCAGUACAUAGCUUAUGAAGACUGUCUGGCAAGCAUGUUUUUUGUUUUUCUUUUUAUGAUCAUGCAGUCUUUUACUCUGCUUGCUUUGGCCUUUGACAGAGUAAUUGCUAUAUGUUUUCCUCUGAGGUAUCAUGAGAUUGUCACUAAAACCACAAUGACUCUCAUCAUUGUUGUUAUGUGGGUCAUCUCUGCAACAAUUAUUGCUGUUUCUGUAGCUCUGAUUACCAGACUGUCGUUCUGUAGAUCUACAACUGUUGGCAGCUAUUUCUGUGAUCAUGGUCCCAUCUACAGAUUAGCCUGCAAUGAUUAUUCUCCUAAUUAUAUGAUGGGCAGUAUCUAUACUGCUUUUGUGCUUUGCAUUCCAUUCAUACUGAUAGCUUUCUCAUAUGUUUGUAUUGGUGUUGCACUGCUUAAGAUCUCACAUGGUGCUGAGAGAAUUAAAGCUAUGAAAACCUGCACUUCCCAUCUCAUCUUAGUGGCAAUGUAUUAUCUACCAAUCUUUAGCAUUUAUAUGGUUGCUAUUUCAACAUACCUACAUCCCAAUACUAGAAUAAUCAACUCCGCUCUGGCACAAGCAAUUCCACCCAUGUUAAACCCCAUUAUAUACACUCUGAAGACAGAGGAGGUAUUGCAGUCUAUUAAAAUACUCUAUAAACGUGUCAAGGUAAACUUUGCAAUGGACUAG
This is a messenger RNA of Pygocentrus nattereri (red-bellied piranha), 966 nucleotides long. Its product is annotated as olfactory receptor 1496-like. Gene Ontology annotation, biological process: G protein-coupled receptor signaling pathway. The record is from RefSeq and is a predicted model, not a curated record. The transcript has a single exon. Bases 1 to 966 code for a protein of 321 amino acids. Gene Ontology annotation, cellular component: membrane. NCBI's taxonomy places the organism in Eukaryota, Metazoa, Chordata, Actinopteri, Characiformes, Serrasalmidae. Gene Ontology annotation, molecular function: olfactory receptor activity; G protein-coupled receptor activity.